Molecule: messenger RNA, 1994 nt
Organism: Galeopterus variegatus (Sunda flying lemur)
Lineage: Eukaryota; Metazoa; Chordata; Mammalia; Dermoptera; Cynocephalidae
Gene: GGT6
Product: gamma-glutamyltransferase 6
Exons: 4
Coding region: 1-1509 (502 amino acids)
Cellular component (GO): extracellular exosome
Source: RefSeq, a predicted model, not a curated record
AUGGAACCCCCAGCAGAGCCUGUGCUCUACCAGAAGCUGCUACUCUGGGAGGCGAGCUUGGAGUCAGAGGAGGACGAGGAAGAGGGGAAGGAGGAGGAUCAGACAUCAGAGCCACUGGUUCUCAGCCCCUGGAGGCCCCAGGAUUCCUCUGGGAACAGGGUUGGCGGGCUGCCUGGAGCCUGGGCCCGACUAGCGGCAGCCCUGCUGCUACUGGCUGUUGGCUGCUCCAUGGCUGUGUGGCAGCUCCAAACUAGGGGUGGCUCCACAGGAAGCUUGGGCUCUGGGGACCCUCCACCCAGGGGACACACCCAUCGCCCCGGCGUCUACCACCAUGGCGCAAUCAUCAGCCCGGCAGCCACAUGCACCCACAUGGGCCAAGAGCUGCUUGUUGCUGGAGGCAACGUCGUGGAUGCCGGAGUUGGAGCUGCCCUGUGCCUAGCGGUAGUACAUCCUCAUGCCACAGGGCUAGGUGCCACGUUCUGGGGCCUCUUCCACAAUAGCUCCUCUGGCAAUUCAACCGCCCUGACAUCAGGCCCAGUCCGGACCCUGGCCCCCGGACUGGGGCUGCCCACAGCCCUGCCCACCCUGCACUUGCUGCACACACACUUCGGCCGCCUGCCCUGGCCACGCCUGCUGGAGGGCCCCACUACGCUGGCUCAAAAGGGCUUCCUGGUGGACGCACCCCUGGCAAGGGCCCUGGAAACUCAGGGCACAAAGGCCCUCUGUCCACUGCUUUGCCAGGCCAACGGGACCCCCCUGGGUCCCGGGGCCAGAGCCACCAACCCAAAACUGGCAGCCAUGCUACGCAGGGCGGCAAUCAUCCCCACCCCACACCUUGCUGGGAAUGCUCUACUGAGUCUGCUGGUCAGAGACCUGGGGCUGGAGGUACCCUCAGCCGGGCCCAUGCCCACCUUGGAGCCAGCACUGCAGCUACCUGUGCCCCAGGGCAUCCUCUUCACCACUCCCAGCCCCUCAGCUGGCCCAGAACUGCUGGCACUUCUGGAGGUGGCCCUUCAUUCCGGGAGGCCCAGCCCUGACCCCUGCCCAUCGCUCAUGCAAACUGCUGUGACCCCCACAAGCAGCGUUCUGGCCACUGUGGACAGCAAUGGCUCCAUGCUUCUUCUUACUUCCUCGCUCAACAGCUCCUUUGGCUCUGGACACCUGUCCCCAAGCACUGGGGUUCUGCUCAGCAACCUGGUGGCCAGGUCUGCAACCGGCACGUGGGCCUGCCCUCUCAUCUUCCGUGGCAGCCCAGAUGACACAGAAGCUGAUGUGUUGGGGCUGGUGAUUUCGGGAACCCCUGAGGUGACCAGAGCCACGAGUCACGCCUUGCUCAGCCAUCUGGCAGGGCCCCAUAGGCAGACCCAGCACCAGCACCAGGCCCAGGAAGGACCAACAGAGAGGCCCAGCGCUUGUGGCCAAGGGACCCUGCUCCAAGUGGCAGCCCAUGCAGAGCAUGCCCAUGUCUCCAGUGUCCCCAGUGGCUGCUGCCCCUUCCAGGGAUUCUAACAGCAGAGGAAGGGGUCUGGCAGGGAGCAGUGUUGUCUCCAGCCUGGGGCAGGAGCAGAGCAGACCCAGCGGCAAUGAAGUGCAUAAAGAGUGUGUAUCUGUGACGUGCUCACACGGGCUCAGGCCCCCAACCCCUAGCCUGGUCAGUAACCUGGACUCGAGUUCUGACAUCCAAGGCUAGCUCAAUCAUUCUUCAAAGCACCCCCACUGGAUGGAAUUUCUGACUGCAGCUAAGGAAGCUGCAGAUAGUUGGGAAAGAGCAACAGGGCCUGGCGCUAGUCCUAAAUUCACAUCCAACUUUGAGAUGAACAGAUGGAAGAAUGCCAAGACCCUGCCUAGCCUCUGGGCCCCCUGGGACAGGACUGGCCGAGUCCAGGGUACUGCUGGCAUCUCCAUCCUCCCCUUCAGGCCACCCUCUGCUGAUCUCCCUCACCUGGACUGGAAACAGAAUAAAAAUCAAGUGGAAUAAAAAUCCUGGACACCAA